UUGCCCCGCUUUGUGCCUGCUUCUGUCCCUCUUUGGGAUUUUUUUUCCUUUGGUCUCCCAUUAAACCAAGGAGGAGAAUGUGAAAAGGGGCGAAAAUGCCCAGGAGGAAGCAGGAGCAACCCAAGCGCCUCUCUUCACAUGGUUCUUCACAUAGACAGGAAGAAGUCGAAGAGGAACUUAGUGAGGAAGAGCAUUGGUUUGGGAACUCUUCAGAAACCCCAUCAGAAGCAUCUUAUGGAGAAGUCCAGGAGAACUUCAAAUUAUCCUUUGAGGACAGGAUCCAAGAGCAAUCCACAUCUCCAGAUACUUCUUUGGGGAGCGGGACUCCUAGUAGCAACACACUGGAAUUGGUGGCUGUUGAGAAUGAGACCAUAGUAUUACAGAACAGGGAACAUCUCUCUUCUAGUGUAUCUUCUAUCUGUGAUGAUAAUAAUCCUGGGCCAAACAAGCCAUUGAGUAGUAAUUUGAGACGUCUGCUGGAGGCUGGUUCUCUCAAGCUAGACACUACUAUCACAGUUAAUGGCCGGGUUGAAUCCCCAGUAAAUCUUGGCUCAAAUAUCUCUUUUUCUCCAGCUACACAUCAUGCUCAGCAGCUAAGUGUUCUUGCAAGAAAGCUAGCUGAAAAACAGGAACAAAACGAUCAGUAUGGCCCAAACACAGGAUUCAUAUGGAAUCAAGGCAAGUGGUUGCCUAACUCAAUGCCCUCUUGCAGCUUGUCUCCAGAUUCAGCAAUCUUAAAAUUGAAAGCCGCUGCCAAUGCAGUCCUUCAGGACAAGUCUCUUUCUCGAACUGAAGAUCCAACAAUAAGAUUUGAAACCUUCCCUUCACCAUUUAGUUCUCAAUCAGCAAGCUCCACCUUAGCUGCAUUAUCAAAGAAGGUCAGUGAAAGAAGCAUGAUUCCUGGGCAGGACCACUCACCACCAGCAAAUUCUUUCCUUUCUCUCACCUCAAUGACUUCUUCAGCAGCCCUACUCAAGGAGGUGGCUGCAAGAGCUGCAGGCAGCCUUUUGGCUGAAAAGAAAAAGUCACUGGUUGUAGAAGAUCCCCUGCAGCUUUCAGACAUGAAACAAGAGAAAGUAAUUCCACAACAGUCUUUGGAACUAUUGUUACUUCCAGCCCCUAAAGGAAGAGCUUCUAAAACCACAAAUUCAGCCUCAGAAGAAGAAAGUGGAAAACCUUUCCAAUGUCCGAUCUGCGGCUUGGUUAUAAAAAGGAAGAGCUACUGGAAACGGCACAUGGUGAUCCAUACUGGCUUAAAAAGUCAUCAGUGUCCCUUGUGUCCAUUUCGUUGUGCACGGAAAGACAAUUUGAAGUCACAUAUGAAGGUUCACCAACACCAGGACCGUGGAGAGACAUUUCAGUGCCAACUAUGUCCAUUUACUUCCUCUCGCCAUUUCAGUCUGAAACUCCACAUGCGUUGCCACCAACACUUUCUGAGGACAGAAGCCAAAGUGAAGGAAGAAAUUCCAGAAAUGGAUGUCAAGAUCUCACCACUACUGAGUGACAAUUCCAGAAUGGGUCAGGAGAUGGAUGGAGGAACAGACCAUGUAGGAACUACUGCUGCCUCUAGAUCUCCUGAUGCACUUGGGCAGGUGGGAACUACCAUCCCACCUCUGCUAGUCAAAGAAGAACCCAAAGAUGACAGCAGUGCCCCUAGCCCCUCUUUAGCCCUCAAUGUUGUCGACAGAAUUGCCAACAGUACAAAGCUAAAAGACCCCAUUGACUUUGUGACCAAUACAGCAUCAGCACUUUUCAGUCAGGAUAUAUCAGUCAAGAUGGCUUCAGAUUUUCUCAUGAAGCUUUCAGCUGCAAAUCAAAAAGAACCCUUGACACCUACAUUUAAAGUGAAAGAAGAACCAAAAGAUGAGGACAGUGCAAGCUCCACGUUGUCUAAAGCCAGUCAUGGUUUUAGUCAUGAACCUGAAGUAUCUGCCCCAAAUAUUCCUAAGGAGAAUCCCAAACCACAAGAAGUGCCAGCAAAUGUACUGCAACAGGAUAUAUCAGUCAAAGCAGCAUCUGAACUUCUCAUGAAAUUAUCAGCGGAAAGUUGCAAGGAAUCCCAGUCAAUAAAGGUUAAAGAAGAGCCAAUGGAAGUUGAGAUUCAUGACUCCCAUGCCUCUGUUUCACCUAGCCAAAAUGUCAGUUACAGCACUUUACUUAGGCAAGAGAUAACUGAACAGGUACAAAAGAUCCCUGAAAGCCGUGUAGUUCCAGAGAGAAACCUCUUUAGCCAAGAUAUAUCCGUGAAAAUGGCUUCAGAAUUACUUUUUCAAUUGUCAGAAAAAGUGAGCAAAGAGCACAAUCACUCUAAAGAUAAUACCAUCACUAUUACAACUAGCCCAUUUUUUUCUGAAGAUACUUUUAGACAAUCACCAUUCACUUCGAACUCAAAAGAUCUGUCUAACGAGAGUGCUGUUCAGGGAAGGACAUCAGUUCUAGAAACGGAGAAUAUAGGACUAGAAACUGGAAAUGGGUUGCCAUCUUGGAAGUUUAAUGACCAGCUCUUUCCUUGUGAUGUAUGUGGAAAAGUGUUUGGCCGACAACAGACGUUGUCCCGACAUCUCUCCCUGCACACAGAAGAGAGAAAAUAUAAAUGCCAUUUGUGCCCAUAUGCUGCUAAGUGCCGUGCUAAUCUGAACCAGCAUCUGACUGUGCAUUCUGUGAAGUUGGUGAGUACAGACACCGAGGACAUUGUCAGUGCUGUCACAUCUGAAGGCAAUGAUAGAAAGAAACAUCCUUAUUACUACAGUUGUCAUGUGUGUGGAUUUGAAACAGAGCUGAAUGUCCAGUUUGUCAGUCAUAUGUCGCUUCAUGUGGAUAAAGAACAAUGGAUGUUUUCUAUUUGCUGCACAGCCUGUGAUUUUGUUACCAUGGAAGAGAUGGAGAUGAAGGCUCAUGUUGCCAACAAGCAUGCAGGUGAUAACCUCUCUCUGUGUCCAGGUGAAGAAAGGAAAACACCCAGUGAUUCAACCAGUCCUUCUUCUUCUUCCUUGUCAGCACUUAGUGAUUCUGCUAAUAGUAAAGAAGAAGCAGAUAUCAGCCCCAAACCCAAGGGACCCAAUAACCUGCUAGUUAUUUCCGUAGUGCCUGGUAGUCAGACUCUAUUAAAUGCGGAAGAAAAAUCAGAGAAAGGUUUUGAAUGUGUUUUCUGUAACUUUGUCUGCAAAACAAAAACCAUGUUUGAGCGCCAUUUGCAAAUCCACCUGAUUACACGGAUGUUUGAAUGUGAUGUGUGCCACAAGUUCAUGAAGACUCCUGAGCAAUUACUGGAGCACAAGAAAUGCCAUACUGUCCCCACUGGUGGGCUCAAGUGUCCCUUCUGCAUUUAUUCCACAAACCGUCCAGCAGCAAUGGAAUGCCAUUUGAAAACCCACUACAAAAUGGAGUACAAGUGCCGGAUCUGCCAAGCAGUGAAAGCCAAUCAGCUCGAGCUGGAAAUGCACGUUCGAGAGCAUCGCCUUGGCAACCACUACAAGUGCGAUCAGUGUGGCUAUCUUUCAAAGACUGCCAACAAGCUGAUAGAGCAUGUGCGUGUGCAUACAGGGGAACGCCCUUUUCACUGUGACCAGUGCAGCUACAGCUGUAAACGCAAAGACAAUCUCAACCUGCACAAGAAACUCAAACAUGCACCCCGGCAGACAUUCAGCUGCGAAGAGUGCCUCUUCAAGACCACCCACCCGUUUGUCUUCAGCCGCCAUGUGAAGAAACAUCAAAAUGGAGACUGCUCUGAAGAGGAAAAAAAGGGGCAGGGUGUGAAUUUCAAGGAAGCCAGCCCCCUGCUCAUGGCCAACAGUUCCCGCACCCUCUUGUCCCCUCUCUCAAUGAUGUCAGCCUCCCAUGCUCUACAGACAGUGGCCAUGUCAGCUGCUCAAAGUGGCGGGACAGAGCCAAACCUGGCGCUGAGGGCCUUGACCAUAAAUGGCACUUCCCUGUGCUUUGAUAAAUACCGGAACUCUGAGUUUGCCCACCUCAUUCCCUUGACCAUGUUUUUCCCCAAAAACCACUUUGAAAUCACAUUCCAUUCACCUCAACCACAGACCCUACACGUGGAUGACACUUCGCCGAAGCACUCCUUCCUGGCCUAUCUCGGACUAACAGAAAGAGCAGAAGCUCUCUAGGACAGCCUCCUCUCUACCAAAAAUCCUCCACACCCCACCUCCGACCCACCCACCAGACUCCAAGCAGGUUUUAUUUCAAACCAUAGACCCAAGAGUUUGGCUGCCCAACUAAUUGUACAAUAUAUUGUUAGUGGUAAGAUACAGCAAAGAAAAUGGCGCCACGCGUCUCCUUAAUACUUGCCCAUGAAGGCUGCUUUGUUAAACCUUCAGACAGACGACCUCCUACAUAUUUCUAUUUUCAGAAGCAUGUUUCUGUACUCUCAUCUGAGAAACACUUUUGUCUCUUUUAAGCUGAAUAAGAGUGUCCUUAAUGGCAGUCAGCACUAGCUAAGAUGACCCUUUGAUGCAUUUGACUUUGGGUUGUGAAUCUGAGCAUUUCUAAAAAAAGAGUCUGUGUGCCAUGGCAUUGCUUUUGCACAUUCUUUUGUACUGGCUUAUUUAAUAUGAACUUAAGAAGCUGCCUUAUGCUGCAUCAGACAGUCCACCGAGCCCAGUAUUGUCUAUUAUGAUUGACACCAGUUCUCCAGGGUCUCGGAUAGAAGUCAUAUCUAGCAGCUGCUUCCUGAGAUUUCUUAACUAGAGAUGCUGGUGGCUGAAUCUGGGAUCUUUAUACAUACAAAGCAUGUGUUCUACCACUGAGCUGUAGCUCCACCCCUGUGAAACAUUGCAUUUGUCCAGGCUUGCUCACCUUGCCUGCUUCUCUUUUACUGCUCAGUUUAUGGAAUGUAAGAACAACAAUCAAGAAGAACUAGCAUGGCAGUCAGUCUUGCUAGGAAUUUGCUAUGUUAAUAGCGGCUAGUCUAGUCUCACAUCUUAAGAGUUUGGUGAUCAGAGCAAAAGCAGAAGAGGGGAAAUUUCUUUAACCUUGCAAGGUGAUGCUAUUCCAUAUAGCAACUUUUUUCUUACAUGGAGAUAUUCUCUAUGGCCAGUGCAUGUACACAUGUAACAUGAAGGGCUUUUCUCUGUGUACACAUUUAGGUAGCCAAGUUUUCAUACCUGCUGCUCCAUGGGUUUAUUCCUGUUCUGACCCUUCCCAGCAAAAAAAACAAACACUCCUUUUACCCUUGAAAUAAUGCAGUCAAUGUGAUUAUCUCUAUGAAGGAAAAAAGAUAAUGUUUAAAGCAGUCCUGAGUACUUAACAGUCAUGUAUGAGAAGGCAGCUAGAUUUAUAAACAACAAGUGUGUUGUAUACAUGCCCCCCAAUUUGAUUGUUUGGUUACAUCCGUGUGACUUGGUCCUUUUUAAAAAUACUUUUGGAUACAAACACCCAAGGUCAAGGUACAUAUGAUAAGGCAUAUGUUUUAGACUGGACAUAACACAUUACAUUUAAAUUGCUGCUUUCCUUGGUCAGAUAACUGGAGGCAGAAACGUGAUCAUUUUGCCAACUCACUUCUAGCAACAAAGAAAAAUAUCUGAUUCAAAAAUAUGUGCACUAUUCAAAUUUGAUGCAAGGCGACUACAGAAAAAUAUAGCAAACAUCCCUCAGGCCACAAAUUCCCAUCUACUCAUUCUCAGUUGGUUUGAAUGCAGUGGUUAGCUUAGUUUGUGAGGGCAAGGAUGCACAUUUAGAAGUGAUUAAACCCAGAAGAAGGAAUUUUAGAAAGGAAGGAUCUCUUAAAUACUGGGCAUUAGGGCUCAGACUAAAUAAAGGCAGGUUUUGCACAGAGGUUGAGUCUUGCACUAGUAUGUUUCUCACUAGCAAAAAAAAAAGUAAAAGUAAGAAACAUAUCAAAGAUAAUGUUUCUUUUUUUUACUGAAAAAUAUGUACAUUUGAAAAGUAGGUGCAAGUUCUUUCAAAUGGAAGGAGAAAAAGGUGCUGUUUAAUUAUAGAAUUCUCUUUUAUAUGUCCAAUUAUUCAGCUAUACUGGCAACUUUGUGUCCUGUCCCCUUCACCUUAUUUGUAGCCCUUUAUAACAUUUGCUAAUGCUUACUCAAGUAUACUCUUCUAGGAAGGUAACUUUAUAUUUUCUUAAGGCUCUUAUUUUUAGUCAUUAAAAUGACAUAAAUAUUGCACUUUAUUGCAGUAGAAGCAAAUGUUGCAUUCCUAGCGGUUGAUCUUCUAAAUGUUAACAUUUCCUAAGAUUUUCAAAAAAUGCCCAUGCGCUGAACAUUUAUUAUAAAUCACUAUCAUAAAUGUUUUCCCCACUAAAGAAAUAUGGGGGGGGGUGGGGGUGUUCAAAGAUCUUGCAACAAAGAACAAGGAAAGAGAAAGCCUAAAUACUAGCAAUUUAUGACACUGAAGUAACACGCAUAGUCAAAAUAAUGAAAGUUCACUAAGUUUAACCAACGUAGGGCCUUAUUUGGCUAACUGUUAUGGUAAAAUAACUCAUUGUUUUAAAUCUCCUAAGAGAAAUUUUGGGACCCUGUUUAUUGCACUAAAGCCUGAUAAAAAUACUUUCAGAAAUGUUGGGAACUAUUCACCAAAAGAUAAGGUUGGUAUAAUGUGAUGAACUAACCGUGACAUAGUGCCACAGAGGUGGCAUUGCAAUACUAUGCAAUAGUCAGCAUCACUUCUUGGAGCCUUCCCCCAGCUGUUCAUCAUGCUGGCAGAGGCUGCUUGGUGAUGGAAGCCCAAUACAGGCUGAAGACAUGAGACACCCUGAAGACAUAAAAUAGAGGAAGGCUGAGUUCCUGUUCCUGUUCCCAUGACAUGAUUAACCUCAUCCAUGUGCCAAGUAAUACUCACCAUCCAUCGUGCGCAAGCAACAAUCAAGGAUGGAUUGGUCCAUGGGCUGGGAACCUGUUUUAAAUUCUGCUGUUGUUGAGGGAACCAGAAGACUUGUUUUCCUUUUUUUUUUCACCCUACAUCAGAGUGAAAAAAUAAAUUUGGAGAAGGGUGUUUUUACCCAUUUCCUACAUGCUUUUUUUUCCCUGCUAUUCAGUCACAAGAGGGUGGAAACCAAAUCAGCCAAAUAG
Messenger RNA from Pseudonaja textilis, 7034 nucleotides. RefSeq names its product zinc finger protein 827 (gene ZNF827). Lineage: Eukaryota; Metazoa; Chordata; Lepidosauria; Squamata; Elapidae. The record is from RefSeq and is a predicted model, not a curated record. Gene Ontology annotation, biological process: positive regulation of transcription by RNA polymerase II. Gene Ontology annotation, cellular component: nucleus.